Drosophila ananassae is the source of this 1196-nucleotide messenger RNA. Its product is annotated as gamma-interferon-inducible lysosomal thiol reductase. The record is from RefSeq and is a predicted model, not a curated record. The transcript is spliced from 3 exons. Gene Ontology annotation, molecular function: oxidoreductase activity, acting on a sulfur group of donors, disulfide as acceptor. Lineage: Eukaryota; Metazoa; Arthropoda; Insecta; Diptera; Drosophilidae. Bases 450 to 1196 code for a protein of 248 amino acids.
AUAAUUCAAUUAUAAUAAAAAUUAAAAAAAUAAUAUACUAUCAGAUAAGUUGUCUUCAGAUAAAGCUGAGACAUUUAAAUAAGAUUCUAGUUUUAUAAUGAGUAAUAAAUAUUAAUUAAUAUUAAUAAACAUAACAAACUUUUUAUUAGAAUUCAAUGGGUUAAGUAAUUUUAGAGCCAAUAUUUGGCAUUAAUGGACUUUAUAUGUAUAUACGCGUAGCGGUAUGCAUGUUUAUUCCUUUGUUUACUGAUUUCCAACUCAUAAAUAUCUAAUUAUAUAUCGCAAAUUCCAAAUUUUGGGGAAAAAAAUAUUACACGAUAUAAAAUCAUCAUUUUUAAAAAAUAUCGAUAUAUUGAUAUUUGAUAUAUUAUCAACAACCCUAAUAAAUAAUAGUUUAUAAAGAAUAUGAUUAUUUAGUUUGAUAUCAACGUUACAGUAUUAAUCUCAAAAUGAAUUUCUCCCGUAAACUUAUUGCAAUAAUUAUGUGUCUGGUCCCACUAUUCGUGUUGUUAAUUUUGUUUAAUUAUUCAUUUUUGGGUUUGCCAGUACGUAAUUACCUUAUGUACAUGUAUAUGCAAUGUAAACAUUUAAAAUUUUUGUAUUAUAUACCUAUUCAGAAUCAAUCUACAAACCAAAGGGCCAAAACGUUUCCAGUUUUAAUUACGGUGUUUUACGAGGCUUUAUGUCCUGACUCAAAGUAUUUUCUUAGUAAGCAAAUGCUACCAGCAUUUAAGUUGGCCGCAUCCAUAAUGGAUGUAAAACUUGUUCCCUAUGGUAAGGCUACGACAAGCCUAUCCGAUGGUAAUUUAUCUUUUGAAUGUCAACAUGGUCCAACAGAAUGCCAAGCAAAUGUAUAUCAUGCAUGUGCAGUGGAUAUAAUUAAAGACCCUCUAGUUCGACUAGAAGUAAUUUCUUGUAUGAUUCGGGACAACCGUUUUCCCCAAACUGCAAUGCGAAAGGUUAGUUAUUGUACAAACAUACAUACAUAUGACGACAGUCUUAUACAAAAAUGUUUUGACAGCGGCCAUGGAUUGGAAUUGCUUAAACUGAAUGGAGAAUUGACACAUGCAUUAAGGCCAGCAAUAACAUUUAUUCCAACCGUGACGAUAGAUGGGUCCCAACGUCGCCAGGCCUCUAUUUUAAAGGAUGUACUUUCGGAAGUAUGCAAAGUCGUAGGUGAUACAAACAAAAUAUAG